CUUUAUUCUGCUUGGCUUCAGUGGAAGGGAAUAAUUCCUCGCUCCUUUGUUCCUCCUGCUACUGUUAGAGCGGUCAUAAGCAUUAUUCCGGUUGUGAGAGAGAGAAUGGCAGACGGAGGAAGAAGAAGCCGAGAGGUGGUGGUUUCAGCUCUGCAAUUCGCAUGCUCCGACGAGGUCUCCGACAAUCUCGCCACCGCCGAACGGCUUGUCAGAAAGGCCCACGCAAUGGGAGCGAAUAUUGUUCUUAUUCAGGAGCUUUUUGAGGGAUAUUACUUCUGUCAAGCACAAAGAGAGGAUUUCUUUCGACGAGCCAAGCCUUACAAGGACCAUCCUACGAUUGCAAGGAUGCAGAAGCUUGCAAAGGAGUUGGGUGUGGUGAUACCAGUUAGCUUCUUUGAAGAGGCAAACAAUGCACAUUUCAAUUCAAUAGCCAUAAUUGAUGCUGACGGAACUGACCUGGGACUCUAUAGGAAGUCUCAUAUUCCAGAUGGACCAGGCUAUCAGGAGAAGUUUUACUUCAAUCCUGGAGACACUGGCUUUAAGGUCUUCCAGACAAAGUUUGCGAAAAUCGGAGUAGCUAUAUGCUGGGAUCAGUGGUUUCCCGAGGCAGCUCGAGCCAUGGCUCUGCAGGGUGCUGAAAUAUUGUUUUACCCCACCGCCAUUGGUUCUGAACCACAAGAUUCGGGACUUGAUUCACGUGAUCACUGGAGGAGGGUGAUGCAGGGGCAUGCUGGAGCUAAUGUGGUGCCUCUAGUAGCUUCAAAUCGCAUAGGAAAGGAAACAAUUGAAACGGAGCAUGGACCCAGUCAGAUCACUUUCUACGGGAAUUCUUUCAUAGCAGGACCGACGGGUGAGAUAGUAGCAGAGGCCGACGAUAAAGAAGAAGCUGUUCUUGUGGCGGAAUUCGACCUCGACAAGAUCAAACACAAGAGGAGUAGCUGGGGAGUGUUUCGUGAUCGCCGUCCAGAUUUAUACAAGGCGAUUCUUACUUUCGACGGCAAUCUCUAAUUCCAAUCCUGUUUGCCCUUUCUUUCAAGGUAUAAAAUGGUGAUUUUGUCUAAGUCAGCCACUUUUGAAUAACUUGGGUAGAGCCUGUAAACAACUAACUAUCGCCGUUUCAGCUUUAGUUAAUAAAGAACCCAUAUUUGUAACAUAUUAUGAAAUCUGUUCGAAAAAAAAAAUAUGUUAUUUUGGGAUUUA
Messenger RNA from Tarenaya hassleriana, 1200 nucleotides. Its product is annotated as N-carbamoylputrescine amidase. The record is from RefSeq and is a predicted model, not a curated record. Bases 106 to 1008 code for a protein of 300 amino acids. The transcript has 9 exons. Lineage: Eukaryota; Viridiplantae; Streptophyta; Magnoliopsida; Brassicales; Cleomaceae. Gene Ontology annotation, molecular function: N-carbamoylputrescine amidase activity.